AUGUCGAGGACCCAAGGGACGAGGGGAAACUCGAGGAACCCAGGACCCAGGAAAUUCGAGAACCAAGGGGACCGAGGGAAAACGUCGAGGAACCCAAGGGAAAAGGAAAUCGUCAAAGGAACCCAAGGAAAUGAGGAAACGUCGAGAACCCAAGGGAAACGAGGGAAACGUCGAGGAAAACCCAAAAGGAAAACGAGGGAAAUCGUCGAGGAAACCCCAAGGGAACUGAGGAAAUCGCGAGGAAAAACAUCGAGGGAAAAAAUGAGGGAACCCCAAGGAAAACGAGGGAAAACGUCGAGGAAAACCCCAGGAAAUCCGAGGAAACCCAAGGAAUCGAGGAAAACGUCGAGGGAAACCCCAAAGGGGGACGAGGGAAAACGUCGAGAACCCAAGGGAAAACGAGGAAAUCGCGAGGAACCCAAAGGAAAAUCGUCGAGAAAAACCCAGGGAAAGAGGGAAAACGUGAGGGGAAAAGUCGAAGAAAAACCCAAGAAUGAGGAAAUCUCGAGGAAAUCGUCAGGAACCCAAGGAAACGAGGAAAUCGUCGAGGAACCAAGGGGACUGAGGAAAUGUAACGAGGAAAAACGGGCGAGGAAAUUCGAAGGGAAAAUCGUCGAGGAAACCCCGGAAAUCGAGGAAAUCGUCAGGAACCAGUUAACAAGGAAAUUCGUCGAGGAAACCCGAGGAAAUCGGGAACCCAAGGAAAUCGAGGAAAUCGUCGAGAACCCAAGGAAACGGGGGAAAAACUCGAGGAAACCCAAGAACCCCAAAGGGGAUCGAGAAAUCGAGGAAAAAGCAAGCCCCAAAAACGAGGAAAUCGUUGAGGGAACCCCAAGUGGGUUUUAG
This is a messenger RNA of Penaeus chinensis, 846 nucleotides long. RefSeq names its product splicing regulatory glutamine/lysine-rich protein 1-like. The record is from RefSeq and is a predicted model, not a curated record. NCBI's taxonomy places the organism in Eukaryota, Metazoa, Arthropoda, Malacostraca, Decapoda, Penaeidae. Bases 1 to 846 code for a protein of 281 amino acids. The transcript has 5 exons.